Messenger RNA from Cercocebus atys (sooty mangabey), 888 nucleotides. It is a transcript of the gene TRAPPC4, whose product is annotated as trafficking protein particle complex 4. The transcript has 5 exons. The coding region runs from base 111 to 623 and encodes 170 amino acids. Lineage: Eukaryota; Metazoa; Chordata; Mammalia; Primates; Cercopithecidae. Gene Ontology annotation, biological process: endoplasmic reticulum to Golgi vesicle-mediated transport. Gene Ontology annotation, cellular component: TRAPP complex. The record is from RefSeq and is a predicted model, not a curated record.
AGGAGCAGCAGGAGGCUGGGGUGGGGCCGGGGGCAAGUGCUGUGAUGCGCUUCCGGGGAGGGGCCUUCGGGUAGCGGCCGAAUGACAGUUUCCGAGCGGCAGCGGCAGUGAUGGCGAUUUUUAGUGUGUAUGUGGUGAACAAAGCUGGCGGCUUGAUUUACCAGUUGGACAGCUACGCGCCACGGGCUGAGGCUGAGAAAACUUUCAGUUACCCGCUGGAUCUGCUGCUCAAGCUACACGAUGAGCGUGUGUUGGUUGCUUUCGGCCAGCGGGACGGCAUCCGAGUGGGCCAUGCAGUGCUGGCCAUCAUGGCGAUGGACGUGAUACGGCAACGUAACACGGCCGACGGGAAGAGCUCAGGCAUUGAGAUGCUGGAGACAGACACAUUCAAAUUGCACUGCUACCAGACACUGACAGGGAUCAAGUUUGUGGUUCUAGCAGAUCCUAGGCAAGCUGGAAUAGAUUCUCUUCUCCGAAAGAUUUAUGAGAUUUACUCAGACUUUGCCCUUAAGAAUCCAUUCUACUCCUUAGAAAUGCCCAUCAGGUGUGAGCUCUUUGACCAGAACCUGAAGCUAGCCCUGGAGGUGGCAGAGAAGGCUGGAACUUUUGGACCUGGGUCAUAGGCUGAACCUGUGAUGGACCCCCAAAUUCUGAGAGUUCCUGCAAAAGGAACACUGCUGUUUAUACUCCAGUGGAAACCCCAGCAGCCUUGUUAGUGCACUGGAAAAUGGGAGAAUGCGGACCCUGAAGACAAAACUGAUUCCUGAGCCUUAACACUGUGUUCUUUCCUUCUGUAUAUACCAUGGUCUUACUUUCCAGCUCUGUAUGGAUUUAUUUUUGGAGGAGCUAGGUCCAUAAAUGUUGUAAUAAAUAUUCCUUUGAUCUUGG